Penicillium angulare is the source of this 1803-nucleotide messenger RNA. RefSeq lists its product as uncharacterized. Lineage: Eukaryota; Fungi; Ascomycota; Eurotiomycetes; Eurotiales; Aspergillaceae. Gene Ontology annotation, biological process: spindle assembly. The transcript is spliced from 2 exons. Gene Ontology annotation, cellular component: mitotic spindle microtubule; HAUS complex. The record is from RefSeq and is a predicted model, not a curated record. The coding region runs from base 1 to 1803 and encodes 600 amino acids. Gene Ontology annotation, molecular function: microtubule binding.
AUGGCUGCUCCAAGGCCUGCGCGCCCGAAACCCCUGGAAUGGAAUGGUCCGUCGUACCAGGCCAUCUUCAUUCGAAAUUUAAAGUUGCUACACCUGGACCAGCGCGAAGAUUGGCCUGAUAUCACCCUCCGCUCCUUAUCGUCGUCAUCCGCCAACCAGCGACAACGGAUCCGUUUGGUGGAAUGGGCUCUGUAUUAUUUGUUCAAUAUUUGGGACCCUGAGAGUGCACUAAAUAAACUCCGUCCCUUUUUCCCACCGCUAGAACCUCUACAAUCUGUCAACCUCCGCGCAGCGCUCUUCCGUGCCUUGACCGAAUUGAAAAAGAAUGGAGAUCUGGGCCGAGAAACGAUUCUUCGAAAGACAAUGCUAGACGAUUGUAAAGGCGAAAAAUUCGAUGAGUUACUCGCGGUCUUCUCCACAGCAGUUUUGCGCAAACUCCUGGCGGUGUCCGCGUCCGAUGCGCAAUGGAGUACUGCCAUGAAGCUGUCGACUGCCACGUCAAUUUCCACGAUCGACUAUCAGAAUAUGAUACCGCUUGUAAUUGCCCACCAGGUUUCCCUCAGUGCCACAGGGGAGCGUCGCGCACGAGUACACGAUGCGUACGAUCAAUUUUCGCGACUGUUGGACGAUAAGAAGGCCGAGCUUGCAGAGCGUGCGAAAAAAGGCUUAGUUGAAGAUGUAUCACAAGCGCAAGUUGGCUCUGAAGCUAUGGAGCGCGAGCUUCGAGCCAAUUGGUUGGGUAGUGAGGAGUGGGCUUCUGCUUUGCUUGAUGGAGGAGCACAGAGCGCCACGGAUUCUUUUCUGGAACUUCCAUUUUCAAAAGCUUGGAAAACAGCUACAGAGUCAUCUGUGAAUAGUCUCAGCGGUAGUGCGAAACAAGAUUUGGUUGUUGAUCUUGAGACACGAGUGCGACGACUUCGCAGCCGACUACGUAGGUGGCAUGAGUUCAAUGAUUCGCUGCGUAAAGAGCGCGGUGCUUCUGGGACCAUUAAUGGUGCAGGCUCACAAGGGACUUGUUUACUGUUUCGCGAUCAUCAGCCGCUGACGGUAGCAAGCAUCUCCAAAGCUGUACGGCAACCCGCAGACCGAGGACGGGCUUUGAAAGACGACGACAAAUCAUUCAUUUUGACUGUGAAUGAGGCAAUCUCCCGAAUAAACGGCAAACCUCGCGGAAAUAGGGGUCGGAGUUCCCCAAACAAUUUCGAUUCACCAUCACCAGUAAACUACAACACACACACAAGCAAGUCACUGGAAUCACCAGUAGUGGAAGCGGCGGCCGCACCCAGCACAUACCCCGAACCCUUAAAUCAAACUCCUGAGCUAGAAAAAUCGCAAGCCCAAACUCCGACUGUUCGUCUUUCUCCUGAACCAGAAGACACCUAUGACCCCGAGCCAAACUUUGAACCUGUGAAACAGAGAUCCUCAUCAUACUAUACGCUCGCUGAGCGCACCCGCAAAUCGAUGUCCCUCAUCCCACCACUCCCAUCACACGAAGCGCCUACACACCCCCGCCAACGCCGUGGCCCGCGGGUCUCCUUUCCAGUGAACCAAUUUCAGACACCUCGGAAGUCUUCUGGAAACGGGAGAUCAGGUGCUUCCACCCCACAAGACAAACUCUUCGAAGAAGAUGCGGAAUACAACAGUGUCUUCAAAUCACGGCCACGAAUCGCCUGUAGUCCUAUCUCAUCCCCAGCGGUGCAUGUCAGUCCCUCUUUUGAUGAAGAUGAAGGAUUUGACCUGGACAAUGAUGGUACAGAAUGGGCAGACGUAGAUUCUCCGUCGGUUGCCUCGAGAUAUAGAUAA